Cladocopium goreaui is the source of this 1158-nucleotide messenger RNA. NCBI's taxonomy places the organism in Eukaryota, Dinophyceae, Suessiales, Symbiodiniaceae. The record is from the annotation of a GenBank genome assembly.
AUGGAGAUGGAGUUGUGGCCGUGGCGGUGCAACAACUGCCAACGAAUCAACAAAAAACAGGCUAUAAAGUGUGCACUUUGCUAUGCACACUGGACGAGUGGAACUCGUCACAAUACUCAACCCAAACAGCAGCCGCAGCAUCAAGAAAAUGCCGGCUGGCAGGAUUGGGGGAAAUGGUCCCGGGAAUGGGACGAAUGGGCGAGCACACGCAGUGCCAAAUCAGACGCUUACAAGAAUCAGAAAAGCCACAAAGGCAACAAGGGCCAGCACAAAGGGAAGGGCAAAGGAGGAAAGAGCAAAGCAAAAGACUCUGCCAAUGCCUCAAAGCAGCAAUCCCCCUUUGCUCCGUUGGCGACGGAAUUGCCUCCCUGGCCGGCUUUAGAGAGUACAACAGUGAAUCUCAUGCCUUCAGUUGCCUCGACCUCAUCCCCUUUUACAGCAAUUCAGGCCAACGAAUCCAUUGCACAAAAAAGGGAAGUUGUGAGUGCUCUGAAGACAGCAUAUACGGACCCGGCUAUGAUGCCGCAGGACACAAGAGAUUUGAUUGUCAAGAUGGAAACGGACAUAGAGAAGCUCGAGAAGGAACAUUCCAAAGCGACCACCAAGAAUUUGCACUCAGCGACAACAGCGCUGGGCAAGGCACAGAAGACGUUGACAGAAACGUUGGAAGCCAAGCGUGUCCAUCGUGCACGUUGGACAAAGCAUGUGGCGGAGGCAGCAAAGACUUGGGAGGGACAGCUCCACGAAUACCGUCAACAACAAGCAUCCCUGCAGGAAGUGGCUACAAAGGCCAGAGCCGACAUCGAAGGUGCCAGAAGCGCCAUUCAGGCGUUGUCAUCGAAAGCCACUCCGGCUACCCUUGCAGCGAUGCCCCCCAUUGCAGCAGUCACAGCCGAGACCGAGGACUUGACCGUGGAUGCGGACAACGAAGAAGAGGCUAUGCAGCAACAAUUGCAGACUGUGCUUCAAAGUUGUGCCGCCUCCUUGGGUCUAGAUCUGACAGCCCAAGGUCAACACAAAGGGCUCUCGGAGAUGGUGGCAGAAGACGAUGCCUUCAACGCUGCAGACCAAAACAGACAAAAGAGACCCCGAUCUCUCGAGCCGUUUGGUGGUGGGGCGCCAUCUGCGUCCACUCCUACAGAACACAAAGCCACGUGA